Molecule: messenger RNA, 5511 nt
Organism: Symsagittifera roscoffensis
Lineage: Eukaryota; Metazoa; Xenacoelomorpha; Acoela; Convolutidae
Product: mucin-2-like
Exons: 4
Coding region: 1-5511 (1836 amino acids)
Source: RefSeq, a predicted model, not a curated record
AUGGUCUCUGAACAUGACUAUUUUUCAGAGACUGUUAGAGGCAGGUGGUACAAUGGACAUUGGAGUUACGACAGUUGGUCAUACAACCCACCAAAGAUAAUUUCUCUGACUCUCAUAAACCUGUACAUAGACUCUGGACAAAAUCUAAUCACGUUACAAUUUUCCUCUAAGAUCCAACCGAGCAUCUACACUAACCUGUUGCGCCUGUGUACUUUGCAAGAUGAAAGUGUCGAGAAAGAACUGAAGCUGGAGAAGAAAGCAAUUCAAAACGCUGACAAAAGAUACACAGCGGUGUAUACAGUGCCUGAAAUCGAAGAUGAGGACUGUUUUCAAGCUUUCGGUAAAAAGGGAGUUCUUGCCGACAGUGGAAAGGGGAGAGAUGAUUCCAUCUGCGGACAGGGCUACAAAGGGAAGUAUGAAUACUUCUGCCAACACGGAGCCACCUACAACAACUGGAAGAAAAACGUGGGUGAAUCUGUGUUUUUGGUUGAGCCAAACGGAAAGCCAAGAUGCAUACUAGGAGUUGUCACUUCAGUAACAGAAUGCAAUGAUUUUACAAUAGCCACAAAACCAAUGCUUAUCAUGAAAGCCAGGCCAUUUUUUGCCCACUUGUUCACCGAAAUGACUUCAACGACCACUAGUACCCGGGAAGUAACAAAUGCUACUGAAAUUUUGACAACUGCAUUUGAAAAUCGAACCAAAACAGGCAAUGUUGACAGCAAUUCACUCAGGAUUCCAACUGAGUCAUUUGAAAAAGCUACAAAAACUGUAGAUCCUGAAACCGAAACAACUGCAACUUUUAAAACAGCACAAACGUCGUCAUCUAGAGAAAUGUAUGAACCAACCGCGAGCUCAGUUGUAGAAGACACAUCGAGUGCUUUGUUUAUAACCAGCUCAUCGAUGCCAGAGAAAACUGAAGAUCUCAUGAGCAACACAUUUCGGAGCUCGACCAGCGCAAACCGACAAACUGACGAAGUUAGCCAAAAUCUAUCAACCGAACCCAAAACAACAGACAUUAUAAGGUUGACUACUGAUUUUACAGCACAGACUACAACUACAAAUAGCGUUACUCUUAUAAAAAACAUUAGUGCUAAUGCAGAGAUUUCAUCACCGAGCAACAGCACCCUGAGCACUGCAACAAGUAUUUCCUCGCCUGAGGACCUUGCAUCUUCUCAUUUUGAGGCAGAGACCCCAAGUACAACUAGUGCAAUUAGUACAGGUGAUGCAGCGACUUUAAGAACAAUUACAAGCACACUGAGCGCUGGAGCAAGCAUUUAUUCAUCUGUGGGCGUUACAACUGGUCGGUUUGAGACAGAGAGCUCGAGUACAACUGCUGUAACUAAUACAGAGAACACCAAUGGAGUUGCAGAAGUUUCAUCAGCAAACACAACUAUUCUGAUCACUGGAGCAAACACUUCUACGGCUGAGAUAGUGAGCGCGAGUAAAAAUGCUGUUUAUAAUUCAGGGAGUACUAAUAGAGAUACAGAUAUUUCACCAACAGACGAAAUCACUGUGAGCACUGAAGCGAGCAGGUUUUUGACUGAGAGUAGCACAACUACUCACAUUGAAACAGAGACCCUGAGUACAACUGCUGUAAAUAGUACAGAGAAUAUGGAUGAAAAUGCAGAGAUUUCAUUAACAAGCACAAACAAUCUGACCACUGGAGCAAUUAUUCAUUCGCCUGAGGAUAGUACAAGUGCUCAUUUUGAGACAGAGACCCCGAGUACAACUGCAUCAACUGAUACAGAGGUUACCAAUGAAAAAGCAGAGAUCUCACAAUCAAACACGAGCUUGUUGAGCUUUGGAGCAACCAUUUCUCCAAAUGAGGGGAGUGCAACUUCUCAUUUUGAGACCCCACGUACAAAUUCUGUCACUAGUACAGAAUAUACCAUUGGAGAUUUUGGUAUUUCAACAUCGAGUAACAAUAUGAUGAGCCCUGAAGCAACCUUUUCUUCAUCUCAGGGCAGUAAAACUACAGGUUUUGAGAUAAAUACACGGAGUGAAAAUUCUGUAAAUAGUACAACGUACUUCAAUGGAGAUACUUCAACAAACAACAAAACACUGAGCAGUGAAGCAAUAAAUUUUUCAUCUGAUGGCGGUACAACUACUGGUUUUGAGACAGAGAACACGAAUAAAUUUGCUGCAACUGUUCCAGAAUACACCAAUGCAAACGCAGAGGUUUCACCAGCGAACAACACCACGCAGAGCCAUGAUGAUAGUACUUUAACACAUGAGGGCCUUAUAAAAACAAGUUUUCAGACAGAUGUCUGGGGUACAACUUUUGUAACAAAUACAGAAUACAUCAAUGCAAAUACAAAGGUUUUACCAACAAAUAAGAGCACGCAGAGCUCUGAAGCAAGCGUUUUUACAAAUGAAGACGGUACAACUACUGGCCUUGAGACAAAUAACCAGCGUACAUCUUCCGCAACUGUUCCAGAACUCUCCAAUGCAAAUCCAGAAACUUCUUCAACGAACACCAGCACUCUAAGCUUUGGAGGAAGUAUUUUUUCAUCUCAGACCAGUGAAGUGGCUAGUUUUGAGACAGAGAACUUGAGUACACCUUUUGUAACUGUUUCUGAGCACAUCAUUGGAAAGGCAGAGAGUUCAAACACAAAACACAUCACACCGAGCUUUGGAACAAGCUAUUCUACAAAUGAGGGUAGUAUAACCACUGGUUAUCCGACAGAUACCUGGAGAACAAUUUCUGUAUCUAAUACAGCGUACAUCAAUGGAGGUUCCGAUAUUUCACCAACAAAUAUAAGUAGGCAGACCACUGGUGUAGACUUGUCGUCACCUAAAGGCAGUACAACUGCUAGUUUUGAGUCCAUAAGUUUGAUUUCUUCUUCUAUAACUGUUCCAGAUUACAACAAUUCAAGUACAGAAAAUCUACCACCAAGCAACAGCACGCUGAGUUCUGGAGCAAGCAUUGGUUUUUCUGAAGGUAGUACAGCUAAUGGUUUUCAGACAGAAUCUUCAAGUAAAUCUUUUGCAAAUUUUACAGAAUAUAGCGGUGUAGAGGCAGAUAUUUCAUCAAUAAACAACAGCAUGUCCAGCACUGAAGCAAUCAAUUCUACAUCUCAGGGCAGUACAUCUACUGGUUUUGAGACAAAGAACUUGAGUACCAAUUCUCUAACUAAUAAAGAGAAUACCAAUGAGGAUGCAGGCAUUUCACAAACAUACAACAGCACGUUGGACGCUGAAGCAACACUUUCUCAAACCAGUUUAACGACUGGUUUUCAGUCGGAGAACCCAAUUUUAUCUUCUGUAAUUGUUCCAGAAUACACCAACUCAAAUGCAGAAGCUUCCUCAUCAGUAAAUCUUACAGAGAACAUCAAUGAAACUGCAAAAAAUUCAUCAUCGCUAACAACGUCGUCAAUGACUUUUUUGACAUCGUCGCCGACCACGUUUUUAACGACAUCGUUAACGACAGCUUCCACUUUAUCGCCGUCUACUUCGUCAACGACAUCGUCAACAAUUUUUUCGACAACAUCGCCGAACACGUCGUCAGCGAAAUCUUCGACAUCAUCGUCAACCACUCCGUCAACAAAACCUUCGACAGUGUUACAAACCACAGCGACAUCUUCUGCAGUGUCGCCGACAACUUUUUCAAUGACAUUUUCAUCUAAGUCGUCAACCACGCCGUCAACGACAUACGGGAAUUCAUCUCCAACCACGGCGUCAACGGCAUCAUCAAUAUCACCGCCAACCACAGCGUUAACAAAAUUUUCGCCCACGUCGCGAGUCACGUCGUCAACUAAUUCGUCAACGAAAUCAUCGACAUCGUCGCCGACAACUUCGUCAAUGACUUCCUCCACAUCAUCACCGACAACUUCGUCAACGACGUCGUCAACGUCUUCUAUUACAUCAUCAGCGACUACUUCGACAACGAGUGUACCCACAUCAUCACCGACAACUUCGUCAACGACGUCGUCAACGUCUUCUUUCACGUCAUCACCGACAACUUCAUCAACGACUUUAUCCAUAUCAUCACCGACAACAUCGUCAAUGACAUCUUCGACAUCGUCGCCGACAACUUCGUCAACGACUUCCUCCGCGUCAUCACCGACAACUUCGUCAACAACUUCGUCAACGACUUCCUCCACGUCAUCACCGACAACUUCGUCAACAACGUCGUCAACGACUUCUUUCACAUCAUCACCAACAACUUCGACAACGACUCUAUCCACAUCAUCACCGACAACUUCAUCAACGACUUUAUCCACAUCAUCACCGCCAACAUCGUCAACAACAUCGUCAACGACAUCUUCGACAUCGUCGCCGACAACUUCGUCAACGACGUCGUCAACGUCUUCUUUCACAUCAUUAGCGACUACUUCGACCACGACUGUACCCGCAUCAUCACCGAAAACUUCGUCAACGACGUCGUCAAGGACAUCUUCGACAUCGUCGCCGACAACUUCGUCAACGACUUCCUCCACAUCAUCACCGACAACUUCGUUAACAACGUCGUCAACGACUUCAUCCACAUCAUCACAGACAACUUCGUCAACGACGUCGUCAACGACAUUCAUACCAACAACAACUCCCAUAUUUUUUAUACCAAUUAUACCUCAGAACGCCAACUCAGCCGCACGUGGCUCGGUUGAUUACUACUACUUCAAAAAGGAAAUGCGAGGCAGAAAAGUAACAGAAGUUAAGGCGUCAACUACAUCCGAUGUUCAUUCUAAGACCACAUACCAGAAACAAAGUUUCAAGUCCAUCACGAAAUCAAAAUUUGUUUCAGACACGAGAACUGAUUUCCGAAGAGAGAAUAAAAGAAGCAAGGUUCUUUUGGAGCAUACUUCCGAAGUAUCUUCAACGACUGAUGCCAAUACUGAGAUUUUCUACGAAAGGCUUUUAUCAGAAGUCGAUGGCACAACGCAGCAGUUUCAUAGCACCACCUAUUCGAAAACAGUUUCCGAUGUUUCAAAAUUUUCUAAGGAUGGAAUGAAUCAGUUUGAAAGUAUCAUUUCAGAAUGUGAAUUUACCAGAAUUUCCCUGUACAAAGUCAUCGGAUCAAGAACACUCUCCUAUGAAACACUGGCUACUUUCACGACCGAAAUUGAAUCAACCAUGAAUUCACGACCUUUAACCAAUGUGUCUGACGACAUCAAAGAUGAUCUGCCUCUCACUCCCAACCAUUUCCUUCUUGGUCGUGGAACUCCAAAUUUACCGCCUGGUAUCUUCAAGGACAAGGAUUUAUCUCUGUCAAAAUCAUGGAAAGCAUCCCAACUACUCGCAGAUCACUUCUGGAAUCGCUUUCUUCGAGAGUACUUACCAGGUCAGCAGAAACGAUCAAAGUGGACUUCUGCGACUUCCAAUUUGCAACCCGACUACAUGGUCUGGAUGUUGGAGGAUUUUACACCUCGUGGACUGUGGCCUCUUGCUAAAGUGGUGGAAACCUUUCCUGGACAAGAUGGAAUAGUCCGCUCAGUGAAGCUGAAAACGCCAACUGGAUUCAAAGUUCGAUCUGUGGUCAAAUUGAGCCGCGUUUUCCCAGUUUCGCAGUAA